This is a messenger RNA of Pollicipes pollicipes, 770 nucleotides long. RefSeq names its product protein BTG2-like. The transcript has 2 exons. Gene Ontology annotation, biological process: negative regulation of cell population proliferation. Lineage: Eukaryota; Metazoa; Arthropoda; Thecostraca; Pollicipedomorpha; Pollicipedidae. Gene Ontology annotation, cellular component: nucleus; cytoplasm. The coding region runs from base 306 to 770 and encodes 154 amino acids. The record is from RefSeq and is a predicted model, not a curated record.
CCACAGUGUGAGAGAGAUUGGCGAAGAGGGUGGUGGUGUGGGAGUGUGUCUGUUCCCCACUGUCUCCGUGACAAAGGCUGUGCGCACCGUGUGAAUGUUGAACGGUGCACUGUUGAGGCUGAAAGAAAACGAUUGGGUUGAAGGCACGCACACACUGCAGUCGUUGAUCGAUCCGUAGGUGCCACCCUGUCACUAGUCCAGUCACCAAACCUCUAAGAAGCGAUCAUAUCAACAUUCGGUUCUCCCAAGCCUCGCGGAGUAUCUGAGACGUGACCUGAAGCUGUCCUCAAUUCAAAGUUGCAGAUAUGAAGUCCGAAGUGUUCGCGGCGUCCGACUUCAUCGUGAACCUCUUGCGAAUGAGCAGCCCCGGAAGUCUGACCGACCGUGACUUGCUGCGGUUCCGCGACACGCUGGCCGUGGUGAUGAGGGAUCACUACCAUAACCACUGGUUCCCGGAGAAGUCGUUCAAGGGCUCCGGCUACCGUUGCAUCAGGAUCAACGGCCAGAUGGACCCAUUGGUGGCGGCGGCGGGCGACAGCUGUGGGCUGGACCGGGUCUUCCUACGGUCUCUGUUCCCCAGCGAACUGACCCUGUGGGUUGACCCUCGGGAGGUGUCGUACCGGAUCGGCGAGAACGGCUCCAUCUGUGUCCUUCUCGACGAGAAGGUGGUGGAGAGGUCCCGAUCGGACGGCUGCAAGGACCUGAUGCGACCUUCCUACGGUGGCUUCGGCGAGCAGUGGGCGGGCGAGCCCAUUAUGAAGUCACCAUAA